AAAUCACCGCGCAUGCGUAAGAGUCGAGACGGAUUUAAAUAUAGAAUCGUCGCCGGAAUCUGCGGUAACUAUUUCGAUGUCAAUGCAAACGGCAGAUUCACCGAUUUAUAUAAACGCGAAUUUGCUAUAACAGUUUAAUAUUCAGUGCUUUAUUGAUAAAUCAAUGUGUAUGCGUUAUUAGUGAAGUGACCUUUUGUGACGAUGAAGAGAGUUUGUCCGCUUCAAAGUCAAGCUCAUGAAUGAAAAGAGUUGUAUGUGUAAAUAAUUAAAGAUGCGUUUACUACUGCUAUUUGGUCUACUUUCUAUAUGGAAUCAAGAUGCUGCUAUAGCAAGUGUGCACAUAACGGAACUUCGAGUGGAAGCACACAUAGCGGAGGGUGCAACCGCCUUGCUCGGAUGCAAGUUCAACAUGGAGGACGACAGCCUCUACUCUCUCAAAUGGUAUAAGGACGGGAGCGAGUUCUAUCGCUACGCACCAAAGGCUAAACGCCCCACCAUGACCUUCUACGUUCCUGGUGUAAACAUUGAUCUAACCCGGUCGUCUACGAAUUUUGUGACUCUGAAACACUUCACGAGAGAGUCCGCCGGGGUGUACAGCUGUGAAGUGUACGGAGAAGGGCCAAAUUUCACAAUGGACCGUCGUCAGAAAUACGUUUCAGUCGAUCUUUUGCCGAAAAAUGGGCCCAUGAUCGUUGGCCUUGAGAAAGAAUACCGACAUGGCAGUAAAAUGGACGUGAACUGCACUACCGGUCCUUCAAGACCUGAAGCCCAACUAGCUUGGUUCAUCAACGGCCAUCCGGCGCCACAGAACUAUCUUCAGGGGCCUAUGCUCGUGAUUCCGACUAGUCAUCCUUAUUCCUAUCAAACGAAACUAAAUCUACGCUUCAUCGUCUAUCAAAGUCACUUUUUGCAUGGAGUACUUAUUAUAAAGUGUCAAGCGACAAUACCACCGCUAUAUCACAAUGUAACGUCCUACUCCUUCUAUGACCAUAAGUCUUACGAAAGACCAAUGGUAACAUUUCGACCGCCUGUAACAAACGAGCCAGAUUGCGCUACCACGACGUUACAAAGUUCGAUCCUCUAUUUGACCAUACAGGUGAUUCUAUACUUUCUAGUAUUUUAAGAUAAUAUGUAGGUAAUUUUAAUAUAAAACCAUCAAUGUAUACAUUUAUUUGUAAUAAUUUGUACCUACGGAUGUAAUUUUUAUUUUAACAUGCCAUUUAUUUUUAAUUGUGUAUUAAUAUUUGCGCUUGCACUCUUGAAGUUAUCUUUCGAUAUUAUAUUGGUCGUCCAUCCUACACUAAUUUACGAAUUUUAAGUGCCGUAGAGUGGGACAGCGCACCACUAAAUUCAGAAUUAAUCGAUUAGCCAUUUUAGGAGUGCAGCCCGCACUGGUUCCGUCUUAAUGCGAUACCAUUACGAUGUUGAGAAGGUGUAUUAUGCAGUUAGCAUUUUGUACAAAAUUGCAAGGUAGCGUGAGUGUCAUUUUAAGCCAUUAAUGGGUCAUUAUACGAAAUGGGUUUUUUUAAAUCACAAAAAUUAAAGUGAGGAUUUUUUGGGUUUCAAACAUUUAUUUUUUUCAAAAUAUAAUCAAAUACCAUUAUCACAACAGAAAACAGAAUUUUCAUUACGUUUCAUACGUAAUAACAUGAAAAAUCAUUUUUUAAGUCUCACAGAAUUGACGCACGUUUUCACUGAAAUGAUCUAAGUGAUCAUAACUUAAGAAUUAAUACAGUUAUGAUAAUAAUAAAUGUUCUACCGAAAACCAUUAAACCAAGAUAACAUAAAUUAUGAAACAUUAUUUUGAUCAAUAAUUUUAAAAGACAAUAAAAAAAAUCAAACAUUCAUGUCCACGGAAAUGAUAUUUAGUAGGAACGUCAUUUCUGUGAUACUAAAUUAUAAGAAUCACUGAAGUCAUCAUAUGAUAAACUCUCUUAUUGUAAUGUUCUGGGUAUAUUCAACAACCAAAAAAAUUACCCUGUUUUGUCUCAGAGGCCUAAUUUUGUUUUACCUAUCAGAAUAAAUUUCAUCGACACGUAAUUUAGAGCAUAAUGGUAUAGGGGGCUCAUUUUCUGUGUUGCAUGUAAUAAUUGUAUUGGUGAUAACAUUUUUUCUAGCCUAAAAUGACGACAAGUGAUGUCUGAAUGACAUUCCAAACAACUAAGUCGCCUGGCUUGAAGAUAAUCUGGGUUUUCUUUUGCCCAAGCAAUUUGAUGAAUUUUCAUCGUGCCUUGAUAGGUUUUGUAAAGCUUUUCUGAAAAAGAAGAUGUUUUCUAUUGGCUUAAUAAUACAUAUAUCAUUUAUUGGCACUAACCUAACCAAGAGGUCAUUUUUUUCCAAAAGUGAUUUUCCAUUUUUUUCAAAAAAUAAUAUCAAUGUUUGAUGGUCUGGAAUGUCAUUCCCCAAAACCAGUCGUCGAUCAUUGUCUUUUUAAGUAGCCACCUACACCGUCUGGGGUCCUUUUCCAUGACCAGACUCUGAAUAAUGCCAUACAAAAGUGUUUGUAUUAAACACCGAAAAAAUACAAGUUCUGUGAACAACAAGUUCACAGUAAUGACGAUCACGGGAUUGACGAAUCAUUUUUAAAAUCAUGCUACGUCGUGGUUUUAAAAGUUACAUAUUAAUUUAUAACUACAACCAAAAUAAGUCCCCAUGGCAUUAAUUAUGAGCUAUGGUGGCAAAGUAAAUACGUUACUACAUACCAAAAAAAUCCCUAACCGAAUUGACGGGCCAAACUUUAUUAGAAACGUAUAUUACAUAUAUUUUUUUAACAAAACUUCACACUACAUCACCUCCUUGUUGGUUAGCACACACAACUGAACUAACAGCAAAAAGCAGUGUAACCAGGUAAUAAGAGCAGUAAUUCAGUUCUCAAAAAUUUUUGUUGGGUGAAAAUAGUAGUUCACGGUAUUGAUUUAAAUUUUUAUAACACCUGUAUAAUGGCUAUAAAUUUUAAUAUAUUAAUAAGAAAAAAUAAACUUCUAUGUUCUAAUGUUUAUUGGGAUGUGUGAAAACAUAUACUGUGAGUUCGUUUUAAUUCAAGUGUGUAAUAUAACUUUUUUGCCAGCUUUUCAGACGAAAAAUGUGUUUAGAACAGUUCACGGAGUAUGAACACGCUUCUGUUUUGAUUUUUUUUUACAAAUUAGCAGAUAAGGUAUGGUUGAAUUUGUUAUGUUUUUGGUAAAUAGUCACGAUAAUGUACUAAAUAGAUUCUUAUAAAUAGUUAAACAUCACCAAAGAACAGUUUUUUUUGUACUUCGUAUAAUGACCUUAAUAAAAUCUACAUUAUUGUGACAUUUCUCUUUUGAUAAUAAUUAAUAAUUUUAAUAAAUUAAUAAUUAAUAAACUAUUCUGUAAACUUUUUAUCAUUUAGGACUUUAAUGUAUUUAAUAUAUUUAAAUUAGUUGAGUUUUGAAAUGCAUUUAGUUUAAACACUUAUUUUUAUAGUAAGUACAAACAGACACAGACCAAUUUAUAUAGAUCUGGCUCCACAAAUUACUUUUAACUUUAUUAUGAUUUACGCAGGUGUCCCACAAACAUUGCCACAAAGAGGGAAAGUCCUAUAAAUAUUGUAGAUAGAAAUAUUGUAGGCUUUCAGAUUUCAAUUAGAGUUAAUCAGAUGUUUCAAAUAUUUUGGUAAAAAAUAAUAACGCCGAAGCUCCUUUAUUUAUUUACAAGAAAGUUUCAGAUUUUUGGAGAGAAUGUAUGUACGAGUAUGUCCCAUACUAAUUAUACAUAAACUUAUUUUCUUACAACUAUUACAAAGCAAACUUGUUAUUUACUGAACAAUCAUAAUUUUUCCUUGUGACUUAUUGUUGACAUUUUAUCAUUUGGAGUGUGGCCCAUAGACUAAGGAUUUCCUUAUUAAUUUAUAAAGUUUUCUUAAUUUUUAAAAGUGAUUUCGUAAUUCAAACGACUAUUCCAAUUUUAUAUAUAAGAUGUUCUACUGCAUAGAAAACAAAGGUCAAAGGACAUCGGUCAACUACCAUACAUCGUUUUAUUUCAAAUUUAAUUGUUGCGUCUUUCAACAAAUGAUAUAUCAUUAGAUUCUGCGUAAUUUAUUAAGCUUAUAUAUGUAAGAAUCACGACGAAAGAAAGCCGAGGAAAAGUUAUUUUGCUCUGAACAUUUAUUGGUUAUGUUAUUUUGUCAUUUUUAUUACGUAUCUGUAUUACAUUUUUUCAUUACAGAAAUUGAUUUUUUGCACAAAAAUCAUAACAAUUAUACCAAUAUCACAGAUAAAUUCAAACUGUAGUAGAAGCAAUUUGAAACUACAGCAGAACGCCGAUUAUCCGAAUUAAUUGGGAUCGGGGUGGAUUCGGAUAAUCGAAAAUACGGAUAAUCGGACAUAGACUGGUAAUAAAGAAAAACUAACUGUCACACAUGGAAUAAACUUUAUUACGUUUAACAAACAUAGUUGUAUAAUACUAGAUACAUUAAUAGAGGUAGGAGGAGGAGGAGUAGCAAAAAGAAAUCAAAAAUAAGAACAUUAAAAUAUGUAGUGUCUUGCCUCUAGCUUUUAACCAUAACAGUUGAAAUAUAUCUGGGACUCCAGCGAGUUCCAACUUGUUAGAACUAAACAAAACAAAAAUGACUUGGUUUUAAUUUUUUAUAUUACGCUUAGGACCGAUUCGGAUAAUUGGCGACUCGGUUAAUCGGCGUUCGGGUAAUAAUCGGCGUUCUACUGUACUACCAAGCCACCCUACCAUUCAGUAUGGUCGCUCUACAAAGAUCCGGCUAGGUGGGUACCUACUACCGCAGUUACUGUGUUUCGGAAAGAGGAAACUGUAGCUAACGAAAUUAUUGGGUAAGUAUUUGAAGACUUACCAACUAACGUUUCGGGUGACGUUCGCAGGCCAUUGCUGGACAGUAGUAGUAAAGAGGGCAUGGCAUUUGGGCAUCCCAAAAUGUUUUAAAUGUAAAUUUCCACCCGUGCAAAGCCGAGACAGGCCUCUUGUUAUAUUCAACGAAGAUAUUCUAUUAUUGAUCAACAAGUACAAGUAAAUGAAUUGGCUGCUUUAAACCAAUAAGCGCGGAUCUAUCUAUGACUGGGCACACACAACCAAUAGCAUACGCGCUUAGUCAAACGUAUUUUUUUUGUAAUCGAGCCUUGCUUUCUUGUAUUUAAAAAAGAAGUGAGAGUGCUUAUGACCGCACGACUGAAGUGAAACUUCUUUAGCUCCAAUGAUCUGAAAAUCGUAAACUAAACCUGAAGAUUUGUUGAUAGAAAAAAACAAUCCGCACUGGGUCCGUUAUCACCCACCAAUCAGCGCUGGGUCCGUUA
This is a messenger RNA of Chilo suppressalis (striped riceborer), 5282 nucleotides long. The record is from the annotation of a GenBank genome assembly. Lineage: Eukaryota; Metazoa; Arthropoda; Insecta; Lepidoptera; Crambidae.